Molecule: messenger RNA, 291 nt
Organism: Meloidogyne enterolobii
Lineage: Eukaryota; Metazoa; Nematoda; Chromadorea; Rhabditida; Meloidogynidae
Source: the annotation of a GenBank genome assembly
AUGGCUCAUGGAUUGUCAUUUAAUGAGAAAGAUUCAGAACAUUUUGGGGAAGAUGAUUUUAAUGUUAACUUUGGAUCAGAAAAUAAUUUAAAUAAAGAAAAGGAAGAAAUUGGAAAUAAACAAAAUAUCGAGGGAAAUUUAGAAUUAAAAAUAGAGGAGGAAGAUGAUGAAGACGGGAAUGAAUUUAAAAAGAGAUUUGGAGAAAAUCCUUAUUUGGUUAAACCUCUCUAUGAUAGAGAAGGGAAAAUGGAAGAACAAAAUCGAAAAAUAUUUGAUGUAAUUUUUAUUUAA